Rana temporaria (common frog) is the source of this 1789-nucleotide messenger RNA. RefSeq names its product putative nuclease HARBI1. The transcript has 2 exons. Bases 325 to 1572 code for a protein of 415 amino acids. Lineage: Eukaryota; Metazoa; Chordata; Amphibia; Anura; Ranidae. The record is from RefSeq and is a predicted model, not a curated record.
UUCCUGUUUUCCAAACAUCACUUCCUGUCUUCUGGCUACCACAUUUUGGAGCUCAGAAGGUUUCCACAGCCCCCUAAGCCUCGUACACAUGAUCGGAUUUUCCACAGACAUAACGUCAUACUUUUUUCCGAAGGACGUUGGCCAGAAACUUGUCUUUCAACUAUAAGGGCCAGUAUUAGACGUACUACGAGACUACAAAGAGGAGAUUCAAUUGUCAUGCACCACCCCUUGGGCUCCUUCUGCUAAUUUCGUGUUAGUAGAAGUUUGGCGAGUGUUGAUUUGUGCUUUUCAGUUGGUUUAUGAACAGCCAUUCGUCUACCAGCCAUGAUGCCUAAUCGGAGGAGAGAAAAUGCUAUUAUUGGGCUUGGAGUUAUUGCUUUGGCCCAAGUCCGGAGCAGGAAGAGGAAAAAUUUUUGGAUCAAAAAUUGUUUGCUUAAUCAUGACGAAGAAUGUCCUAUGCCUUUGCUGCCGGAGCUCCAGGAGAAUAAUCCUGAUGAUUUUAGGAAUUAUCUCCAUAUGACGGACGCCUGCUUUCACCAACUCUUUGCAUUGUUGUCCCCCUAUAUUAAGAAGCGGGACACAUGCAUGAGGACUGCUAUUCCAGCAGAGCAAAGGCUCAUAGCCACCUUGCGGUACUUGGCGACGGGGAGAAGCCUCCAGGACCUCAAAUCUACUACUGGGAUCUCCCCUCAGGCUCUGGGACUCAUUAUUCCAGAGACCUGUUCAGCUAUUAUUCAAGUGCUGCAGAAGGACUAUAUUCCGUUUCCUUCCAACCCACAGCAAUGGCAAGACGUUGCAGCCCAGUUCCAGCAUCAGUGGGAUUUUCCCAACUGUGGUGGUGCUAUUGCUGGAAAACAUAUCCGGAUUGUCCCACCACCCAACUCAGGCUCAGAUUAUUUAAACUACAAGGGCUUUUGCAGCAUAGUCAUGCUAGCUGUAGUGUCUGCCACAUAUGAGUUCUUGUUUCUGGAUGUUGGGAAGAACGGCUGCAACUCUGAUGGAGGAGCCAUUAUGCAGACAGAGUUCUACAAGCGGCUCCAGAAUGGCUCCUUAAACUUGCCACCUGCUGAGGAGAAUGUUGAGGGCCUCAAUUUUGUUUUUGUUGCAGAUGAGGCCUUUGCUCUGGGGGAAAAUAUUUUGAAGCCAUUUCCUAUGAGGAACCUCACCCCAGAGCAGAGAAUCUACAAUUACAGGCUCUCUCGUGCCAGAAGGGUGGUUGAAAACGCUUUUGGCAUCUUCUCCAGUCGUUUCAGGCUGUUUUUAACACCAAUUAACCUGGCAGUAUACAAAUUAAACCAUGUGGUUUUGUGCUGCUGCAUCCUCCAUAAUUUUUUACUGAGGAAUUCUAGCAGCUACCUAGCCUCAGUGUCAACUGAUGAGGACCCUGCAGUGUCAGGCCCAGCUGAAGAGGCUGCAUCUCGUCCGUCUGUGGGCGUGAUGACGGGUCUAGAACCUGGCCAUGCCGAAUUACCCUCCCAGGAUGCCCAUGAUAUCCAACAAAAAUACCUGGAAUAUUUUGUGGGUAAAGGAGCAGUGCCCUGGCAGGAAAUUGUAGCUGAUUAUCUGAUUUGAACGACAGUGGUCUGUGUUUCUUAUUUGUCUAAUAUGUUCACAAAUGGGCAUAAUUUUGGCCACUUUCUCCAACAGUGCAAAUAUACUUUGCUACAUGAGGGGACAAUCUCUUCAGAUAACUAUUAUGGUGUGCUGUGGGUCUGUUACACACACACACACACACAAAGGGGGUUAUUUACUAGAGGCAAAUCCACUUUGCACUACAAGUGCACUUGGA